Molecule: messenger RNA, 2970 nt
Organism: Colletotrichum tamarilloi
Lineage: Eukaryota; Fungi; Ascomycota; Sordariomycetes; Glomerellales; Glomerellaceae
Product: myb-like DNA-binding domain-containing protein
Exons: 4
Coding region: 1-2970 (989 amino acids)
Biological process (GO): telomere maintenance via telomere lengthening
Molecular function (GO): protein homodimerization activity; double-stranded telomeric DNA binding
Source: RefSeq, a predicted model, not a curated record
AUGCUCAUGGAGGGCAUUGAAGCUAUUGCCGAGUCGGCUCAGGCCGCCAAGCCUGAGGCGCACUCGCCGACAGGACCAGAAAUGAAACAGGAGUCCCCGACUGUCACCACCAAUCUGGGCGAGACCCCUCAGUUCCCACUGAAGCGACCCCGCGAUUCGAGCGCAGACGACCCCGAGGCCGAGUCCAAGAGGCUGAAAGUUGACGACGAUCAACCACCCCAACAAACCCCGGAGCAACAAUCACUUGAGAAAUCACUUGAAAAAUCACUCGAGCAAUCACUCCAGGAAUCACUCGAGAAGUCAAUUGAGAAGUCGAUCGAGAGAUCACUCGAACAAGCAUUCGAAGAAUCUCAAGAGCCAUCUCAAGCGCAAUCCCAAGAGCAGCCCCAAGAUCAACCCCAAGAGCAACCACAGGAGCAAACUCACGAGCAACCUCAGGAGGAGAAUCACGACGACCAUGCGGCUCUCGAUCUCGGAUUUGACAUGGACGCCAUGAUCCAGGGUGUGAUGAUGGACAUCAGCAACGAGAUGAACAAUGAGAUAGGAAAGGUCGAGGGUCUGGACGGCGUCACGGAUGUCGACAUGACGGCAGAUCACUUGGCGUCUGUGUCGCAAGACUCUGCCCCGUCAACUGACACACAUGCCAUUGUUCUCUCUGAGCCUUCGGCCUUGAUGAGGCGCAUCACCACCUCCUGUUUGUCAAACUUUGCUAUGCAACUUCUCGUAAUCAUGUCGCAGCAUGUCUACCACGACGUUUAUCAGCAGUUACAAGACAGAGAAUCAGACCUCUGCAAGUCCUUCAGCACACUCAAGUCUCUGCUCCGGCAAACUCGAUCGAUUUACUCCACGACCGACCUUAUCUUGGACCCCGCAGUGCUUGAUCUGACUGCGCCGGAUAACCUCACCGAUAUCCAAGUCGCCAACCUCGCCAGUUUCUGUUGCGAACUUUUCACCUUCGACGGCGAACACCAACUCGGCUCGAACGAGCUCUUGGCUCUGGAGGACAAAUUUUUCACCGUCUUCCCGCCAGGCACCGAGGGCAUUUCGCAUGAUAUCUCUGAGCUCUUCCUCGCAGUCAAGACACAACUAGUCAUCGAGUCCGUGACAUCAGCGAAUCAGUCUGGGCCUGUUGACCAGUUGAUUGCCCAGGCUUUCUCGUCCAGCCUGGAAGAUAAGCUAAAAGCAAGACACGAAGGAUCUGACUUGACUGCUGAAGAGAGAGCCCUGGUGACAUCUGUGGAGGAGCGCAAAACGUCCCUGAUUACUUACGCGUCAGGACUCCCAGAUACUGUUCUACUGAAGAUCGGCUACCCGGAGGAAGACUUAUUUCACCAACUGAAUGUGUACCUGCGCCAAAAGCUACAGUCGGUCUCUGGACUGGCCUCGAGGCACGGCAUCGAUCUUCCUCAGAUUAUGACCAACGGAGACCUCGACGCAUCGAUGCCACCCGAUCUCGACGACCUCGGAAUCUCAUCAUUACUGGAGGCUACGGAUGGACUUGUUGCGCAAUAUCUCCCCAGUGAACCGGUCGAUGGAUUACCUACCGAACAACAGCCGCCAGUUCCGACGACUGAGAGCAGUGUCCCGCCCCCCGAACCACCUGCGCCUGCCCCUGAAGCCGCUCCCCCGGCGCCAACCACAAAUGGUACCACAACUGAAACUCAAGACGCGACGAAUGAUAUUCUCGCCCUUGUUGCACAGAGCACACAGGAGUACGUUCGAACUACUCUAAACAACCUGUCUCCAGCGCCCUAUCAGCCAACCGUACCCACACCGACGGGCGCCGCUCCGGUCACGCAGACGACAUACCUCUCACACCUGCAACAAACCCAGCAACAAUCGCCAUACUACGGAUACCCGCCACCAGUGGAACAACCACCGCAGCCUACGGCUCAUGAGAGUAACGAAAAGCUGCCUCCUAGUCAGAGCCUACCUAGUGCUGUGCUUUACGACAGGGCCCGCCAAGCUGCCUUGAGCAAGACCAAUAACCAGCAGAGAAGGGAAGGCACCACUUCGACAAGACGCCCAUGGACUCAAGAGGAGGAGAAGGCCCUCAUGACUGGUCUCGAUAUGGUCCAGGGACCUCACUGGAGCCAAAUUUUGUCUCUGUUUGGUGCAGAGGGCACUCUUUCCAACAUACUGAAAGAUCGAACGCAAGUCCAGCUCAAAGACAAGGCCCGCAACUUGAAGCUCUUCUUCCUAAAGACAAACUCCGAGAUGCCGUAUUAUCUGCAAGCCGUCACAGGCGAGCUCAAGACAAGGGCACCUACACAAGCUGCCCGCAAGGAGGCUGAGGAGCGAGCUAGGAUGAACUCAGAGGAGGAGCAAGCUCGGGUACAGGGCAUCAUGACACUUGCGGGCGGAUUACAGCAUCCUCAGCAUCCCCACCACCCUCAACAUGCACAACACCCGCAGCAUCCACAGCAUGUACAACACGCACAACAUGCGCAGCACCUUCAGCAAAAUAGAGCAAGCGUGACACCAGCGACUGCACCGAGCACGCCGUCACAGUCUGCCGCCCAGGUCUCGCAUCACAUGGCCGCCCAUGCGACGACACCGACGCAUGCUGCUGCAGCGGGCCCGCCUGCCACGCCAGUACAAGCAACACCGAGCCAUGCUAGAGUUUUGCCAGCUUCCUCACCGUAUGCCGCAACCGCUGCUCAAUUACAAACAUCUCACAGCUUGCCACAAACUCAGCCACAAACGCCGACGCAUUCCCACAUCCAGCAUCAUUCUCACCCGGGAACGCCACAGCCGCAACACCAUGCUCAACAGCCGCAGCACCAACCUCAACAGCAGCACAUCCAGCCGCAGGUCUCUCAGGCUGCUGAGACUGCGCCCAAUUACACGACCGAUUCAUCAGCUGCGGUCUACAGUCAAGAGACCGAAGAUCUCAAGGAAGCCGCUCUUAUGCAGAGUCUUAGGGAGCUUGAAGCAUAUAGCGAAAGCGCCAGCGCUAGCGUAUCAUAG